Molecule: messenger RNA, 923 nt
Organism: Dendrobium catenatum
Lineage: Eukaryota; Viridiplantae; Streptophyta; Magnoliopsida; Asparagales; Orchidaceae
Product: heme-binding-like protein At3g10130, chloroplastic
Exons: 1
Coding region: 147-740 (197 amino acids)
Source: RefSeq, a predicted model, not a curated record
GUGGACGCAUGAAAUCCAGGAGCUCCGUUGCAGCAACGAACGAAGGCCAUCGGCCCAUAGCCCACGCAGGUCGAAUACAUAACGCCACUUUCCGGCAGGCCAAGAGCAAAUCCCCUACCUAAUUUCCAGUUGCAGAUUGCAGUCUAAUGGGGCUGAUCCUGGGCAAAAUCUCCGUUGAAACCCCUAAAUACCAACUCAUCCAUAAAGCCGCCGAUUACGAGAUCCGCACCUAUGCUCCCUCAGUACUCGCCGAGGUCACCUACGACCCCGCCGUUCUCGGCGGCCGCGACGCCGGCUUCAUGAUCCUAGCCAACUAUAUUGGCGCCGUCGGCGAACCUCAAAACUCCCGCCCCGAGAAAAUCCCCAUGACGGCUCCCGUCAUCACCCACUCGCCGCAGAAGAUUGCCAUGACUGCGCCCGUCGUUACAAGCGGCGGAGGAGGAUCGGCGCCGGUGACAAUGCAAUUCGUGCUACCGGCUAAUUACGCUAAAGCGGAGGAUGCGCCGCGGCCGACGGACGAGAGGGUGAGGAUAAGGGAGGAAGGUGAGAGGAAGUAUGGGGUUGUGAGAUUCAGCGGCCUGGCGACGGAGGCAACCACGGCGGACAGAGCGGAGAGGUUGAGGAGGAGCUUGGAAAGGGAUGGUUAUAAAGUGGUUGGAGAGUAUGUGCUUGCCAGGUAUAAUCCGCCAUGGACUCUGCCUCCUCUGAGGACGAACGAGGUCAUGCUUCCCAUCGAAUGAUACGUACAGCUUUCUAUUUCUGUGGAUCAUUUUGCUGUUGUUGCAUAAACCUUAUAUAAAUCGAGCUUUUCCUUAUUGAACUUUGAAUCAGUUAUCUUCUGUGUUUGUUUAUGUUUAUGAUUUUAGAAGCUGAAUUCAUUGUAUAGUAUUUUGCCUAUGUUUGCUCAGGCACUGCGCUUUCCA